GGCCCACUUUACUUCACGAAUGACUAUAUUAAAAAAAUGUAAUCAAAAAAGUCUUCAAUAGCGCCCUGUUCUCUACAUCCUUGUAAUUCAGUGUAUUUUGUAAAAUAUCACUAUUUCCAAGUGUUGCUUCACAAUGCUGAUUCAUGCAACCGACUGACUCAAGGACUCAAGAGUGACAUAAAAAAAACGUCAAAUGUAUCAGAUUGAGAAAUAAGUUCCAUUGAAAUGUAUCUCACUUACUGUAAUAACUAUAGUCAGACUGAUGACUUAUUAUAAUUAUUAGUGCAGAGGAACAGCAGUUUAAAAAAAGCUUGCCCAACAACACCCAUCCGGGUUCAACCAUCUCCUACCUACAACAGUUUUACUUGCCUUUAAAUACAUUUUUAAAAAAAGCUCUGGUAGAUAAAUCUAGCAGAGAUCAGAUUUUUUCAAAUCAGAUUCAGGCCACUUCCAUAUGUGGUCCUGAAUCAGAUCCAAGUCAGAUUUUUUUCAAUGUGCCCGCAGUGUAAACAACCAAGGUGGGGGGGGGGACAGGGCCCCCUGCUCCCGGAGCGGCUGUCAACCGGGGCGGACUGUCCUCAGUGCGCCCCAACCGCGUUGCGUCGCCAGGGCGGGGAUCGGCUCACGUAAAAGGCGUCAGGGGUCUGCGGCGAUGUCGGCAACCCACCCGUCUUGAAACAUGGACCAAGGAGUCAAAAAGAAUAUGGAACGAUUAUGGAACUAUGACUAGAAAUAAUAGUGGUAGCAGUUCAGGGUGUAGCAGGGUGUUGCGGGGCAUAGUAGGGUAUAGCAGUGCAUUUACAGGUUCCCAUGUACCAUUUUCCCCUGCCACCCUGCCAAGAUCUCUCGCUACCCCUUUGCCACCCCAUGUAAAGUUUUCUAGAUCCGCCAGUGCACACAGGAACAUGGAAAAUUGGGUCCUGCAAGAUCCAAAACAACAAAAUGCUUCUUGGUUUAAAAUGUGUCUAUUUGUACUUUAAGGAGUGAAGGAGACAAAUAAAUGUACUACACUAAAGAAUGCCAACAUGACUUGAAGCAUUCUUGGUGCCCCUAAUACAUAAUUUAACAAAACACGUAUUGUUCUCAGCUCACAACUUCUUACCACAGUUGUUGCUGUUUCUUAUGCUGUGGAGAAGAUGUGACUUUCCAGAGAGACCUUUCUCAAACUAAGACCCUCUGCCGUGUCAGUUGUCAAUCAGCAGGGCAAAAAUAAAAAUAAAAAAAACAGAAUACAUCAAGGUUUGAUUUUUGGAAGCACUCCAUAUUCAGUUAAUGGGCUGGAAGGACAAGUUUGACUCUCUCAGGUAUUAGGGUUAAGUUUCCAAAAAGUAGUUUCAGUGUGGUCUUUUAACUAUUGCUCUCCGUCUUGUUUUUGCAUGCCUGACUAUUAAGACAAUAUCUAACUAUAAUAUAUGUCAUCAAAGUUGGUGAGUUAAGUAUUUUUGUUGCAGAGCAACAAAUACAAACGUAACAACCUAUGCAUGUGUAGAAGGCAUAGUGCAGCAGAAAGCAGAAUAAUUCAAAACCUUUAUCCACAAAUACUUUUUUUCUGAUAUUACAUGAAACAUUUCAGAGUAAAACUCUGACUUCAGCCGUCAGAAACAACAUAAACAUUUUUUUUUCUCCAAUAAUUGAUCGAUGUACUUGAGUUUGGAACAGACAGCAGUUGUGUGUAUUAUUCAAUUGUUUGGUCUUUUUGUCUCAAUAACAGACUCAAAUAUAAACAUCACUUUUGCAUAAGGUUGAGCCAUAUAAACAUAAUAUGUCACUAGUUCGUUUUGCACAAAGUCUGCAAGUAUAAUGUUGAUAUUUUCUGUUGUUUGGCACCAGCUAUUGUUUCAAUUUAUUUUAUCAUCUGCCACAAAUGGGAAAAUAUUCAGGGAAUUUCAGCUUUACCCUGUGAACUCUUAACCUUACAAUGACAGAGAUCUGAUUGGCUCUUUGCUGUUGGGAGUGUGCAAAAAGGGAUGUGACAAAGAUGAGAUAUAUAUAUAUAUAUACUGAGCAAAUUCAACAAUUAAUAUCUGGGCGUCACAAUCACAAAGUGAUUUACCUCUCAAAGCCGAACUCCUACAGUACACAGGGUACAGAGAAGGCAGAGCAAAUGGAGACUAACAGCAGAGAAACACUGAAGGCAGACUUUGAUGCUUUUGAUAUUUCUGAGGAGCUUGGAUUUCUCCUUGAAGAGCCACUGACUGACCUUCCAGACUAUUAUCGGGUAUGGUUGGACCUGGCAAAUGAUCUCACACAUCUGAUAGAGUCACAUAAACUACGGGAUCGGGUUCACAAGAUACCGGUCUUGAGUCCCAAUCUCUUGAUUGACCAUCGGGAGCUAAGGCUGGCUCACCUAGUCCUGGGAUUCAUCAGCAUGGGAUAUGUAUGGCAGGAAGGACAACAUGCGCCUGCUGAGAUUCUUCCAAAAGCCCUUGCCUUGCCAUAUUGGCUGGUAUCUCGUAAGCUCGGCCUUCCACCCAUCCUGACUUAUGCAGAUUCAGUUUUAGCCAACUGGAAAUUAAAGGAUCCCACAGGGGAUAUGGAAAUUGGGAACAUGGACUUGAUAGUUUCCUUUCCUGGUGGUGAGAGUUGCAGGGGAUUUUUCCUGGUGUCAUUGUUGGUCGAGAUGGCUGCCAGUUCAGGCGUAACGGGGGCUCUGGAGGUGAUGAAUUCUCUGAAAACCUCGGACCUCAGUGGCGUACAGAAAGGUCUCGUCAAAGUAACUCAGUCUUUGAAGAAGAUGACAGAGACGUUCAAACUCAUGCACAAUCAUGUGGAUCCAACUGCUUUUCAUGGAACAUUGCGAAUUUUUGUCUCAGGGUGGCGAGACAACCCCAUGCUUCCAAAGGGGCUGUUGUAUGAAGGUGUGAGCGAUGAGCCAAUUUUUUUAUCAGGCGGAAGUGCAGCCCAGAGUUCAACCAUUCAGUGCUUUGAUGCUUUACUGUGCAUCCAGCAUGAGGGUGAUACAGGAUCCUUCCUGACACGCAUGAGGGAAUACAUGCCUCCUGCCCACCGUCAGCUGAUAGAAACUCUGUCUGUCUGUCCUUCUCUGCGAGACUUCAUCCUGUCCCACUCCAGCUCUGAUCUCUGCCAGGCCUACAACUCCUGUGUCUCAGCACUGGUGGAUUUACGGAACUACCACCUCAAUGCUGUGACCAAGUAUAUCGUUGUGCCCGGUAAUCAGGCCCGCGCCAUGGGGUGCCCAAUGAGAGGUGUGGGCAUUGCGCUGAAUAGCACAGGGACAGGCGGAUCCAAUCUUAUGUUAUUCCUCAAGGGUGUUCGUGACACCACUAAAAAAGCACAAAUUUUAUAGAGGCCAUCUGCUUCAAAAGAAACUGAAAUGUGAUAUAUAUAUACAGUACAGGCCAAAAGUUUGGACACACCUUCUCAUUCAAUGU
Perca fluviatilis (European perch) is the source of this 3392-nucleotide messenger RNA. RefSeq names its product indoleamine 2,3-dioxygenase 2-like. The transcript has 10 exons. The record is from RefSeq and is a predicted model, not a curated record. The coding region runs from base 1979 to 3307 and encodes 442 amino acids. Gene Ontology annotation, cellular component: cytoplasm. NCBI's taxonomy places the organism in Eukaryota, Metazoa, Chordata, Actinopteri, Perciformes, Percidae. Gene Ontology annotation, molecular function: metal ion binding; heme binding; L-tryptophan 2,3-dioxygenase activity. Gene Ontology annotation, biological process: 'de novo' NAD+ biosynthetic process from L-tryptophan.